Messenger RNA from Macadamia integrifolia, 658 nucleotides. RefSeq lists its product as uncharacterized. The transcript has 5 exons. NCBI's taxonomy places the organism in Eukaryota, Viridiplantae, Streptophyta, Magnoliopsida, Proteales, Proteaceae. The coding region runs from base 246 to 602 and encodes 118 amino acids. The record is from RefSeq and is a predicted model, not a curated record.
GGAGCAAAGGGUAUGUUAUUCUUUUUGUGUUCCCGAUAAAACGCCCCGACGCUCUCACCUUCAAAACACAAGUCACUUCCGCUCAAAAACCCAUACUCUGUAUAUCAACAAAACUCAGCUUCGUCCCCGUUGUGCAAAUCGUAAGAACUCAGCUUCGUCCCCAUCGCACAAAUCAGAUCCCGAACUCCUGCAGCAAAGCAUACUUGGUGGAAGCAAGAUGGUUUUAUAAGAGAUACACACCUGGGAUGGAGGAGUACUUGGCUAAGGCAUGUUGGGAAGGCAGUGCAAAUGAUUGUCGUGUAUUCAAUAGAGCCCUAAAGGAUCCUACUUUGCGAUUUUCUCAUCCUCCCCAGGGUAUAUCAAUGACCAAAUUAUCAUCAGAUGCACUUUUUCAACAAUUCGGGGAAGAUGACUACUAUGAUCCUAAUGAAGAGAGAGUCAGGGUAGUCAACGUUCACGGAGUACAAGAAGAUGGUGAUGUUGCUGGUACUUCUACUACAAUUCAUCAGGGCAGUCAACGUGUACAAGGAAGACAGAUGAAUGAGCUAAGGAUACAAAUUGCAAAUCAGAUGGUAGUAGAUAAGGGUUACCCCCUGAUUUGAUUGUUUAUGUAAUAAAAUUUCAAGACACCUAUUUGCAACUAUGAUUUUUAUUUUGU